This is a messenger RNA of Platichthys flesus (European flounder), 3121 nucleotides long. Its product is annotated as insulin-like growth factor-binding protein 4. The transcript has 4 exons. Gene Ontology annotation, biological process: regulation of insulin-like growth factor receptor signaling pathway. Lineage: Eukaryota; Metazoa; Chordata; Actinopteri; Pleuronectiformes; Pleuronectidae. Bases 570 to 1349 code for a protein of 259 amino acids. Gene Ontology annotation, cellular component: extracellular region. The record is from RefSeq and is a predicted model, not a curated record. Gene Ontology annotation, molecular function: insulin-like growth factor I binding; insulin-like growth factor II binding.
GAGCCACUCAUGUUGAGCCAUUCUCAGGAGCGAGUCCUUUGCACUGCACACAAGCAAGAGGAGGAAACUGCAGCUGUCUCUUAAAACACUGCCUUUUGAUGACCUGCUUUGCAUUUGGACACUUGUAGACCAGAUUUUUUGGUGUUUGAGCAGAGGGUGGGCGAGCAACUCUGGACUCGAAGACAGAGCAAGACUCACCUGAGCACACUGGUGGAUAUCCUUCCUGCAACUGAUCAUUCCAAAAUAACCAAACCUAGUUCUUAUCACCAGCACAUUCGCCAGUCGAGCAGAUCAAGAGCAGGCUCCAGUUUCUGCGCUGUGAAAUUGAAUCAGAGGAGACGAAGAGGCAGUACAGCAGAGGCAUUGUGUCCCUGCAAUUGAAACACUAACCAGCUGAAAAUAUCAAAGACCAUCCUGGACAAAGAGCUCUUCUCAAUCCUCCCUUGCUUGUCAAAAAUCGGCUGUUGAAGUAUAAAGUGAUCAAAAGCUGCACGACAUUCAGAGAGAGCAGGGAGGCUAAGGGGACCAUACACGAGGGAGAAGGACUGUGUGCAGGUGCCAGGGCUGCCAUGGUGCGUGGAGGUGGUGUAGCUCCAUCCUGCAGAGGCCUGUGGGUGUUCGGCGCCCUGUCGCUGGUGGCGCUGUGCUUGUCGGACCAAGCUAUUCGUUGCCCCGUGUGCUCAGAGGAGAGGCUGGCCAGCUGUCGUCUGCCAGACGGCUGCGAGGAGACAGUGCGGGAGCCCGGCUGUGGCUGCUGUCCCACCUGCGCCCUGCCUAAAGCUGCACACUGUGGCGUCUACUCACCCCGAUGUGGCACAGGGCUUCGCUGCUACCCGCCACGGGGUGUGGAGAGGCCCCUGCACUCGCUGAUGCAUGGCCAGGGGGUGUGCACCGAUGAGCGGGAGGUGGAAGAGAACUCAGCGAUGGACAGGCAGGAUGAGAUCAUCCCUGAGCACCCAAACAACAGCAAUAUCCGGUGCAGUCCACAAGACAAGCGGUGCAUACAGAAGACCCUGGCCCGGCAUCCUCUGAAAUCCACGAAUCAGAGGAGCAACACGGCCAGGGAGGAGACCAAGGCGGCGCUGGCUCCGUGUCGUGCUGAGCUACAAAGAGCUUUGGACAGACUGGCAUCAAACACCCGCACACAUGACGAUCUCUUCACAAUCCCUAUACCCAACUGUGACAAGAACGGAGACUUCCACCCUAAACAGUGUCACCCUGCACGUGAUGGCCUGCGGGGAAAGUGCUGGUGUGUGGAUCAGAAGACGGGCAUGAGGCUGCCGGGGCCGUUGGAGCAGCGAGGGGAUCUGGACUGUCACCAGUUAAUGACUGCCACCCUGAGGGAUUGAGGAGUGGGGUGUGGCAGUGGGGGUGCAGGACCAGCUGAAUUCUACUGCUGCUUAUUAGUAGAACUAUAUGAGGAAAGGACUUCGCCCUAAAGCCUCACUUCAACGAAGGCCAACGGUACUUGACCUUGCGCAACAAAAAGGAAACCAUCGAAUUGAGUUCUUUUGCUAUUUUGUUUCUGUGUGUGACAGUUUUUUUUUUUAGUGUUUUAAGCACUUGUGUAUUGUUUCUACUUUGUGAACCUAAGGCCGGUAGUCCUUAGACUGGUGGCAGAAAAUAGGCCCUUCUAGAGAUAAGAAAUGUAGUUGUGAUAUUUGUUUGAGAAGAAAAUAUGUUGUUUUCUCUAGUCUAACUUUAGUGUCGUCUUCUUGAAUAGUGACAAGAAAAUGCAUCAACCCGAGCAGAGACCUGAGAGACAACAGGAACUGUUCAUAUUUGUUUCAUUCUUUCUGGAGCUACUAGAUCAGUUUUAAUUACUGCAUCAGCACAAUCCAGAAAGGUUCUCAAUUAAAGGACUGUGUACUACUUUAUUCACACAAUAUGUGUAAAUUGUUGUUAUUUACUUUAUUGUCCUAUAUUUUGUUAACCCCACCCAUCUGGUAAACUGGUCAAAAUAAACCAUAAAGAAAGUUUACAAGCACAAAGUUUAGUUUAGAGACAACACAAGAGUAGCAAUAAUACAUAUCCAAUCAAAAAAGAAAGAGGGGUAACAAAGAAUUGCAUCAACCGCCUGCCUUGAAUUAUCAUAUGAUAAACCAUAGCUCUUCACAACAUGGGGACCAAAGUGAAAAGUGACACUCAAAUGAAAAACUGUAUCUUUAAAAAGCCUGGAACAGAUCUGCUUCAUCAUCCUCUGGUUAACUCUGUGUACCCCUUUAGUUUGAGACAGGGCUCUCUCCAGUAGGAGGAUUGGCAGUGUAGCUGGGCUAGAAACUCUGUACACUGCUGAUAGGAUAAUCUUAUUUUUCCAGCUGGUGCUAAGAUUCCAGUGUGACACUCAUGUUUGAAUGAAAGUGUUUCAGCAUACAGGACUUCUCUCCUAACAGACUGCUUGACAGAUCUUUGGUGGUGCUAUUCACUGAUUGUGCCAAAAACGAAAACAAAUAUGGCUUCUGCACUUUUUGGGGCAUUGUUUAGGAUUAAAACAGAAGACAGACAAUUUCAGGAAGUGGUGCAAUUAGCAUCACCAAGUGUGAGGGGCACCUCAAUGUAUGACCAUCUGAAUAAGUCAUUGACAAAGGCCUUCCAUGUGUGAUUUCAUGUUAUUGUCAAAAUUUGAAUGUAACAUCCUAAAUUAGCUUUGCACUAUCAUUACAGCCACUGCAGUAAAUAACAGGCAUGAUGUCUUUAAAGAAAACAAGCAGAGUGUAAUAACUUGUAAUGAAUUUGGGGGCAGCAACGCAACAUGUAGAGAACAUGAAGCCUUGAAUAGAGGACUCUGGUGUAGCAGUAAAGAGAGGAAUGAUCAUAAUGACCCUGCUCUGUUAAUCUGUCAAGGCUAGUUAAGAGGCAUCAUAAUAUCAUCUAUGGAGAAUCACACUAAUCAUUAAAUGAGUGACUAAGCAAUUCCUGAAGUGUUUUAUACAUGACAGGAGAAGCUGGUUAUACUCGUAUAGCAAUUCGAUUGUACUGGUGGAGUGCAGUACAUGAAAGUAGCAGGUUUAAGCUAAUGCUGGUGUUUGUCAUCACCAGCUAUGAACAGCCUGCUCCAUCUGUUCUAUGGGACACUUUGGCUAUUAUUGAGUCAAUAAAAGAUUCAUCUGGGUGGUUACUA